AUGUCUGUCAUACGAGAAACUGUUCGCGGCGUCAACACUCAACUCGAUCGUCUCCAACAACAAAUCCCAAGCCCCCAAACAAUUGAGGCUGUGGAUAUAUCCUCCGUCUCCGUUGAGUCAAUCGGUCGAUUACAAGAUAUUAUCAACACCCUUUCGGUGACUUCCAAGACCCAACCUCUUCUCCCUCCUAGUCGGUUGGCAGACUUACUGUCAGGUCCUGCCUUCUCCCAUCUUCAGGUACAGACUGCUGUAUCCGUUGGACAUAGUCCACAAAUCUCGGACUAUGUAUGGAUAGUGGCCGCGAAGGCUGCCGUUCAGGCAUCAGGGCUGGUCAUGAACACACUCUUGGACCAAACGCUCCAACUUCACGAUGAGGCCUAUUACUGGGGCGAGACUCUGGGCUCCAUCUGGUAUAGCGCUCUGUAUGCCGUUCAAGAAUCCCCAGAGCAAUUAUUACGGUGGACGAAGGACGCAUGUAUCAGUCAGACUUACCGAGGAGCCCCGUCCAUCAGUGAUAGGUGGUCCCAAUUCUACCAGAUUGUUCGCCAAAACGGCUGGAAACUCGGAGGCUACUCCAUACGGGCUCAUAUGCUGUCCCCAGUCAGGUCAUGUCGGGCAGAAAUGCGACAGAAACGGGACCUGCUCCUGGCAAUGAAAGACCUUCACACUAGCAGUCUUGGGCUACUGAUGGGAGGGUGGCAAUCUUUCGAGGCGAACGGCUCUGCGGACCCCAGUACCGAGGCUCUGAGCAGCGAAUGGCGCGAUGCAAUUUACAAAGCAGUGGUGCUGAUUGAAGCCGUUUUCCAACAGCUAGCACUCGAGCCCACUAUGCAAGAGUUGGAACAGGGGAUAUUUGCCGCUCUGGAUAAGGACUCCGGAAAAAUAGAAUCGCAAACACAAGGGGAGAAUCCGGUUCUUAAACCUUUGGAUUUGAUCGAACGACUUGUGCGUGUACUCCGAGACAAGCUGCCAAACCACGCCGUUUCCACGUCCAAAUUUAUCCGUCGCCACGGGCGUCCUUCCUGUUUAGUCCGCUUUUGGUUACCCGUAUCAGUCGCUGUCUUUACAGGAUGUACAUCGAUGAGAUUCUUGGCCAAUAGACAAGAGGACAUCGUUCAAUGGAUUGUGAAUAUCGGAUCCACCACUGUCGAUUUCUGGGGCAAUUGGGUCGUUGACCCAAUUCGAAAACUCAUUGGAACGAUCCGGCAUGACGAGAAAAGCGAGAUCGCCAUCAUGAGCAAGAAUAGCCUGCUGGCUGACCGGGCAAGCCUUGAAAGGAUGGUGGUUGAUUUUGUUCGCGACCGUCCGGAACUGUCGCGGGGGGUUUGGGAUGAUCCGACCGCCAUCGUCGAUUCUGUCAAGGAGGGCGAUUUGACGCCUGUUCUGAGAGCAUAUGAAAGAGAUCUACGGUCGCCAUUUGUUGGCACCGUUAAAGGCGACCUCGUCCGCGCCCUUCUUAUCCAGAUACAGAAGACGAAAGUUGAUGUGGAAAUAGCCAUCAGUGGUAUCGAUGCCCUGCUGAAGAGCCAGGAGCUUGUAUUCGGGUUCGUUGGAUUGACCCCAGGAAUCUUGGUGUCUUUCGCAACUCUGAAAUGGUUUGCUGGUCUCCUUGGUAGCAGACGAGGAUUGCGAAAAGGCAAACAGCGACAUGAAGCAAAGCGCGGGUUACGGAAUGUGGCCCGCAUUUUGACUUCUUCUACGGUUCUGUCUAAUGGGACUAUCCCUUACAAGGUCUCCGGGCAAUUGAUAUGUGAGGCAGAAGUUCUUCUUCAACAGGUGAAAACAGUUUUCGGAAGCAUGCAGUACGACGAAUUCCGCGAAGACAUUCGAGAUCUCCUGAAUGCUCAGAAUGGAGUGGACAAGCAACUUCGGGUGCUUGAAAGGAUGAGAUGGGCUUAUUUCCAAUAG
Molecule: messenger RNA, 1908 nt
Organism: Penicillium bovifimosum
Lineage: Eukaryota; Fungi; Ascomycota; Eurotiomycetes; Eurotiales; Aspergillaceae
Product: NCA2 family protein
Exons: 4
Coding region: 1-1908 (635 amino acids)
Cellular component (GO): mitochondrial outer membrane
Source: RefSeq, a predicted model, not a curated record